UUUGUUUUUGUUGGACUCAAGUUCGUCUCCCAGCUGGUGGCAGUAAGGAACCCACCGUGUCCGACCACAUCCACCUGACGUGAUAUCAUUGCGGGUAACGUCGUGGUCUGUGAGCAGUCUGAGGACGAUCUUCGGUUAGUGAGAUAAAGGUCAGCUCGCGACGCGCAGGCGGCGGACGGGGGGCGCGAGCCGCGCGCGCACGCACGCACGCAAAGAUCAGCCGCCUCGUGGCUUUUCUUCCUUUUUUUGUAACGUUAAUAACGUAACCAAUAACAACCGCUGCUGCCGCUGCGCAGGAGGAGGAGGAGGAGGAGGAGGACCGCGCUGCCCUCCAGGUGCUCCGCUGUGAUUGAAAGACGAAGUUCUACCGCUACGGAGGAGAGAGAACCCCGCACCGAGGACGGGUGGCCGUGCGUGACGUGUUGAAGCGUUAAUCCAUUAAACGCAGCUCGCCAUCGUUUCUUUUGUUAUUAUUAUUUUUAAAUCACUAAUGGGAUUCCUUGAGGAGCGACCUGCCGCCCAUUAACCCCCCUCACCCCCCCCAAGGUAUUGUUGCCAAACAGUAUACAACGUGAACAAGAACAUCGCAUCUCAUCAAAUGUGAGGAUGGACACCAAAUCCGGGAACCUUUGCAAGUUUUUGAUGCGUAUCCUGAGAACUCACUGACUAUUGGAAGAUAAACUGAACUGAGAUUCAUUACACUGCUGUGGUUUUUGACCAGUGCUCCAGGAAAAGUAAUGGAGACAGAAGAGAGGGAGGACGAGUCACAAAACCUCACGGCAAAUAUAAAGACAGAGACGGUGGACGAGACCUCUGGCCACACCUGUGGGGUGUGCGGCCGCAGCUUUCCUCUUCUCAGCUCGCUGUCGCAGCACAUGAGAAGACACACGCGGGAGAAGCCCUACAAGUGUCCGUACUGCGAGCACCGGACGGCCCAGAAGGGCAGUCUGAAGGCCCACAUCCGGAGCCAUAAACUAGGCCUGUUCAGCCACGACCUCAGUGACAAGGGAGGGGCUGGAGGUCGAGAGCAGAAAGAUGACCCCGAGACACCCGACCGUCCUGAAAGUGUCAGCGCAUCCGACAAAGCUCAAGAUGUCAACACGAAAGUGAAGAAGAAAGCAACCAAGAAAAAGGUUAAGGGCAAAGAUGCGAUCGCGCUAAGCGAUGGGCCCGACGAUGGGUCCUGCACCUGCAGCAUCUGUGGCCAGGUUUUCCCUCAGGUACUCCUCCUUAAAUCCCACAUGAAAAGGCACCGCAAUUCACAGGAUCACGGUUGCCGGAUUUGUGGACGCCGUUUCCGCCAGGCGUGGUUCCUCCAAAGUCACAUGCGCAUUCACCGGGUCAAGGCCCAGCUGAGGGGCGGCAAAAGCAAUGAGCCGCCCGCCACCAUCAACGGCGUUCCCCAGGACCCGGCGUCGCUCGCAAACGAGGAGUGCCUGUUUGAGCUCUGCGCUGGCUGUGGGAACUUCUUCAAUGACCGCAAGACUUUACGAACACACGAAAAGCUCCAUAAACCGACCCACAGCCGCACCGCGACACCACCGGAAGGGGCCGAUCCCUCCGAGCUGCACGCUGCUAAGAGGCAGUUUUUGGAAAGCCUGAGCCUCACACGUGCUGGGCCGAGGGAAAUGUCGGAGGACAAGAGCGCUGGCAGGCGAAUUCCGGAGCUGGACCCGAUUUGUAGUUACCAGGCCUGGCAGUUGGCCACUAGGGGGCGACUAGUGGAGGCCACGGAGAAAUGUCUGGGAUGGGAGGAGAGGCUGGCGGAUGCUGAGGUGGCGUUCGACACAGAAAAGGGCGAGUAUGUACCUCUGAAGCAGGAGAAGAGGAAGCAAACAGACACCUCCGGCUCCAACAUUAAGAAGAUUAAAGGUGAAACGGGCCCCGAGCACUCGUCAAACGGCUUGACUCACACUAAAGGUGGAGACAAGAAGAUUUCUCAGAAAGACCGGAUUUUGUUAAACGGACUUGGACAUGCGUUUUAUGAGGCGCUGCAGACUAAGAAAGUCAAAGAUGUCCACCUCACACCCAGACGGAGCAACAGCAAAGGAAGCCAAGACCAGGAGGAUAAAAAAACAUACUUCUGCGAGCACUGUGAUUUCCACACUGUCGACGCCUCACUACUCAAGUCUCACCUUCAAAGGCAGCACCAAGACCUCUUGGGUCCCCACAGCAAACACAGCGUGGCUGUGGACAACAGCAACCAGAGUGGUUCCAAAGCCUCACGAUACAUGGACUACCUCAGGAACAGGAGUUUGUUGCUCAGUCAGCCAUAUUGGAAUCCUUACACAUGCACACCUGGCCCAGGGUCAUCAGCAUCACACAUUAAGACAGAGAAGUCAAAUGGUACAGAGGUCAAAGGGCAGGGACACACCACUGAUGCCGGAAGUCUUCUUAAUCUGUCUUCACUACCCGAAAGUGAAGGCGAGGCCUCCGUCACUGAUCCAAAAAAGACAGAGGGUCUGGUAAGACAUCAGUGCCCGUACUGCUCCCACACUACCAACUACCCAGAAGUGCUGUGGAUCCACCAGCGAGUUGCACACAGGGUGGACAGCAGCAGCUCCAUGGCACCAAAGUGGGCCCCCUGCAUUAACAGCAACAAGAGUCUGAAGGCGGCUGGUAGCCAGUGGAGACGCACAGGGCCGCCACCAUUCCUCGAAGGAAAGGACUGUCCGGCUCUACCUGCUCCAAGAACUCAGCGCACACAGCCUCCAGGGUUGACAACCUCCAGCAGCACCGGCACCAGCAGUAAGCACUCAGCUCCCAAGACCCAGCCAGGCGUCCCAAAGUCCAAGCCUCAGCCUAAGGACUCGCGCUCUUCGGAGGGGACACAGUCCAGCGGGAGGACGGGACCUGUGGCUCAAAAGAAGUCCGUCGAACAUAACCGAGGGCAGAAGGUGGGGAGUAAAGGUUCCGGCACUCGAGGCACUUCGUCAAGCAGUUCUGUGCACAGCAAAGGCUCCUCUGGUUUCCAGCCCACAGACAGCCCCAAACACAGAAGCCACAGAGCGCCGGCGGAAGCAAACUUCCCACAGGAGGGUUUGGGUUUCAUGUUGGCCAGAAAUCACGGCGGAGCUUCCUCUAACGUUUCUGCAGAUAGACCCCAUUCCCGGAGGCAGUCGUGUGACUCAUCCUCAGGUCCCAGGGGUCCUGAUCUGUGGGCCGCCAUGAACAUGUGGGGUCACAAAGCAUAUGUGGAGCCAGUCCGUUUUGCUCAGGUAAAGAAUGAAUCAACAGGAGAGGUGCCAAUGGACAUUGAUAUUUUGAGUCUCCUGAAAAACUACAGUCCCAAUGACCUGGCUGCCGUUUACCAGCACUGGGGGUUUGUUGAUCCCAGGAUUGAUCCACAAGCAAUGUUGCAGUUAAAUGGAAAUUUUGGCAAAGAAGUCCACUCCACCACUGAAGCUUCCAAACAAGUCAACAGCCGCUCCACUUCCUCCUCAGGGUCACUUCAUAAAGGAACGUGAAGUUACAUGGUGUUGCUGUUCGCUCCCAGCCUGCAUGAUAGAGAACAAGGCCCACUGUCCUUUAAAAAGGAACCAGCCAUAACUGCUAAGAGGAUUGAGGCACUGGAUAAUGCAGCAUAUAUGCAAUGCAAUGAGGUGGACUCUUAUUUUGUAUUAUGGUUGUUUAAUUCAAAGUGUUUUACAUGUUUUUUUUGUGUUUGUAGAUAUGUUAGUUAUCAAAACACACAGGUUCUCUGGAAAUAAGUUAGAACUGUCUUGAAAUUUUGUCAGGGGUGUCGUUUAAAUGAAAUGUGAUGUUUCAUUAACUAUUAUAUUGGCUAGAGGUAGAAAGAGCCAAAAGCUGUGACCGGAGCUUCACAAUUACCUCCAUAUACACUGUAUGUUUAUUUAUCUUUUACAAGCAGCUUUAUGGGUGUAGAAUGGUAUUUCUUUUGUUUUAGGGUUAUUACUAUAUUCGAUUGUCUCAACAUUCAGCUUAUCGUCACAGUGAGCUUUGAGUUCUAAAGUCUUUUCAGUCCUCAAUCACAAGCUGUGGACUAACGUCAGUUCGAGCAACUGGAAAAAUAUUUCUCCCCAACACUGUAGCUGUAACACAAUUGGUUUCUGGCCAACUACUGCUAAACCGUGCCAUCAUUUUGGUAGAACAGCACCAUCGUAAUCAAGGUAAUCAAUACCUACUCACCAACACACAGUGUUGCUGAAGGGCAUCAGUGGAUCUGCGGCAAGUUAACGGACUGCUCACUUCCAGUUUACUCCUCGUGAAUUCUACAACCAUUCUAGCUAUUUAGUUCAUGCUUUUUUUGACCGGUUUUGAAUCCAUGUAAAAAAGAGCAAGCGGGGCUGCGGACAUAUUAACUCAACAUAUGACCCCCGUGACAAAUUCAUAGCUACUGGCAAUCUUUAGAUCCAGACAAUCAUUUGAUGUGUGAAAAUACCUAAAGUGGUGGACGUCGUCGUAGCCAGUCUGUCACUCGUUAGUCUGUGAAAGGGACAAAUACAGUGAAACGUGGCCGUCCUGCUUUACCAUUCUACGUUUGAGAUGUGAAGUGAUCCUUUUUUCUUUCAGAAAGAUGGCGCAAACAUGCUGCUGUUGCUGUAACAAUUUAAUGCUGUGAUUUUUAGAAGUAGAAAUGUAGCCAUUAUGGUUUCUGCCGAUGUGGCCCUGACUUCCCGCUUAGACGACUAAAGAGACUGCAAAUUAUCGUUUGAAUUUUUGAAGUUCACCUCAUUCUAAAUUGUGUUUUUGUGUGUUGUAUGUUUGCCGAUCCGUUAGUAAGUUCAAAUUUUAGUUCAAAUUCAGUGUUUUGAGCUCCCAUAGAGAAACAGUCUAUGCACUUGACAAAAAGCCAUCAACUUCUCGGGUGAUCUUGAGGAUACACAAUUUAUUGUGGGAGUACUGACUUUGAUCUGUGUGACAGACAGUUUUUUGAUAAAUAUUGUAUCGGUUCAUUUUAUUUAAAAAGGUAUUUGUUUUGUUUACUAAGGGUGUGAUUUUCACUCUAAAGUACUUUGUAUUUGUAGUAACAGGGAAAAAAACAACAAAAAAAGAAGGCCGGAGAGUCAGUGGCUU
Molecule: messenger RNA, 5037 nt
Organism: Pungitius pungitius (ninespine stickleback)
Lineage: Eukaryota; Metazoa; Chordata; Actinopteri; Perciformes; Gasterosteidae
Product: zinc finger protein 516-like
Exons: 5
Coding region: 738-3467 (909 amino acids)
Biological process (GO): regulation of DNA-templated transcription
Cellular component (GO): nucleus
Molecular function (GO): RNA polymerase II cis-regulatory region sequence-specific DNA binding; DNA-binding transcription factor activity, RNA polymerase II-specific
Source: RefSeq, a predicted model, not a curated record